AUGACUGGAAUUAUAUACAAUCUUCGACAUCGAGGAUUACUCCGAGCAAGAGGAAAAGAAGUAUUCCAAUUCUUGCAAGCUCUCGUUACAAAUGAUAUCAGACGUUUAGCAGAUGGUCGAGCACAGUAUGCUUUACUACUCAAUAGUCGUGGCCGUAUUGUGGAAGAUUUGAUUUUAUAUCGGCAAGCAGAUGAAAUUUUGAUUGAAAGUGAUCGAAACAAUCAGUCGAAAUUACGGAAAUUGUUGGAAAUGUUUAAGGUACACAAAGAUGUAACAAUUAAAGAAGAAACAGAGAGCUGUGUUUACCAUGCUGAUAAUAUAACAAAUGAUAUUCUCGGUAUCGAAGAUCCACGAGUGCCAUCCUUCGGUAAACGUAUUAUUAGUAAAAGUCUGCCAGAUAAUCAAACGAUAGAUGAAAAUGCAUACCAAGAAAGGCGCUUUGAUUUUGGUAUACCGGAAGGACCGAGUGAAUUAGCUGGUGAGCUUCCACUGUUCAUGAAUGCCGAUAUUAUGCAUGGUGUAAGUACAAACAAAGGGUGUUAUUUAGGGCAGGAAUUGACAUCCCGCGCGUUAAAUGCACCAGAAAUACGGAAACGACUUUUGCCCUUCACAUGUAGAAGUAUGGUUACUGGCUCAUUGGUUAAUAAGCAAGGAUCGCGGACAGGAAGAGUGAUUGCAUGCACCGGAAGGAAAGGCUUAGCUUUGGUGCCUAUUUCACGGAAUGUUCCAUUAACAACACAUUUCCAAUCGGAGAAUGAGGAGGAUAUCGAAGUCUUCCUGCCUUCUUGGUGGCCAGCCGACCCUGCUAGUGUUUCACUUCAGUCAUUAUGA
Molecule: messenger RNA, 831 nt
Organism: Cercopithifilaria johnstoni
Lineage: Eukaryota; Metazoa; Nematoda; Chromadorea; Rhabditida; Onchocercidae
Source: the annotation of a GenBank genome assembly